Molecule: messenger RNA, 371 nt
Organism: Macroventuria anomochaeta
Lineage: Eukaryota; Fungi; Ascomycota; Dothideomycetes; Pleosporales; Didymellaceae
Exons: 1
Coding region: 94-282 (62 amino acids)
Source: RefSeq, a predicted model, not a curated record
CAUUCCAAGAACUACCUGCAAUACAGAUACCCGAAAUCACACUUGAACAGGUGUAUUCAUAUCAGAUUCGAUCGAGACUAAAAACAACUGGGGAUGGAUGGCAUACACUCCUUUGACGAGCUCCAACACUUCCUGUCCGUACCAGGCUUAGACGCAUUUGCCAUAUUGCAUGUCUGGGUGGGUGUCGCAUCGAUGGGUGCACGUGGGAAAGGUCUGCAUACGCCAGCCCAGCUGCAAGAGAUCGACUCGCUUUUGGGCCGCUAUACGGAAACUGUAGGUUGAGAGGUGCCGCUGUGGAGAGCUCAGUGCGCUACCAGGCAAUUUCUGAUAUUCGGACAAUGACCUUUGUGCAUACUACUAUGUGUUUCGCG